UUUCCAAAAAGAAGGAGGGUACUUUCCCAAACUUACACCGAUCUGUUUGCAGCAAAUUGGUAACCACGCAUGAGUCCAGUAAUUAUUCGCACAAGGUGAUUGAUUUCCUUCCAAAAGUGUACAGCAUCUCCAACUCCAACACGGCUUCGACUUGGUACGCCUUCUUCUUUCUCCUUAUAUAUCCCCUUCCUUCAAGCUCACCCAGAGAAAGAAACAGAGCACCCGCCUCCGCCGUCGUCGCGCUUCUCCCCCUCCUGCGUACCUCGUUCGACGACCAGGAUGCAGCCGCCGCUCGGCAAGAAGACGAAAGGGCGCCAGCGCCGCGAGAACCGGCUGGUGGAGGACAGGGAGUCCCGGCAGGUGACCUUCUCCAAGCGCAAGUCCGGCCUCUGGAAGAAGGCCUCCGAGCUCGCCCUGCUCUGCCGCGCCAGCCUCGCCGUCGUCGUCUUCUCCGAGGCCGGCAAAGGCUUCGCGUUCGGUAGCCCCUCCACCGACGCCGUCCUGGCCUACGCCGGCUACGGCGACGCCGAUGUCCAUGCUGCUGCCACUGCCGCUGCUGACGACGUGGAGUGGGAGGCCCUGGAGGCGCUGUGCCGGGAGACAGAGAAGAAAGACGUGGAGGUGGCCGCGGAGGCCGCGUGGAUGAGCGGCGUCGGGAAGAAGGUGGCGGACGUGCAGACGCAGGCGGGGAAGCGGUUCUGGUGGGAGGUGGACGUGGAGGCGCUCGGGGAGGCCGAGCUGCCCGAGUUCGCCAGGGCGCUCCAGCGCCUCAGGGACAACGUGCGCCGCCGCGCUGACAACCUGUGUCCGCUCUGCCGCCGCCGUAGUUCAGGGCGGACCAGGCAUCCGUUAAUUGCCAGUGGUCUUGGUUUAUUUUAUGCUAUCCGCGAAAGAAAUUUGUGUCACAAAGUACGACUCCCUUUUUAAUUGUAAUUUCCUACAGUAUAAGAUCAAUUUGCUACAGGGACUA
Molecule: messenger RNA, 970 nt
Organism: Aegilops tauschii subsp. strangulata
Lineage: Eukaryota; Viridiplantae; Streptophyta; Magnoliopsida; Poales; Poaceae
Product: agamous-like MADS-box protein AGL61
Biological process (GO): regulation of transcription by RNA polymerase II
Molecular function (GO): RNA polymerase II cis-regulatory region sequence-specific DNA binding; protein dimerization activity; DNA-binding transcription factor activity, RNA polymerase II-specific
Source: RefSeq, a predicted model, not a curated record